Camellia sinensis is the source of this 2377-nucleotide messenger RNA. RefSeq lists its product as uncharacterized. NCBI's taxonomy places the organism in Eukaryota, Viridiplantae, Streptophyta, Magnoliopsida, Ericales, Theaceae. The record is from RefSeq and is a predicted model, not a curated record.
GCGGCGCACACUCUCUGAGUCACACGCUUUUUUCUUCUCUCUCCGAAAUCUGUAUACUCGAACCAGUAUUGUUCUCCACUGUCAAGUCUCUCUCCUAGAAAACUACCUUUUCUCAUUAGCCAAACACCAACAACCUCUCUCUCUCUCUCUCUCCCUCUGAUAAACUAAAGAUUUUUUGGAUUUCAGUUCAUAAAAGUGACUACCUCGCUUCGAUCAUCUGAGAGAAAAUUCGUCUAUGAAGAGAGUUCACUCACAUUCCUCUUCUUCUUCUCCUCUAUAGAGAGAACGAUUUGUUUUCUGUAAAAAAAUCUCAAGACUUUAAAAAUGGAGAGAAAACAGGGAUUCUUUUCUGCUUUAAAGGAAGAAGUAGUGCGAGGCUUAUCGCCGGCGAGGUCGCGAGCCAAGAGUCCGGCGCGAACUGGGUCGCCAAUGUCUGGUCUGCUUCGGCGGAGGAAGCACCAUCACCACCACGUGGCCAAUCCGGAGCCGUUGAUCGGGAGAUCCGGAAGCUUAAGGCCCGUCAUGGAGGGUCCGGAUCCGGAUGGAGGCGAAAUCGGGGAUUCGAAGCGCGGGUUAGGGCUAGGGCAGUGGAUGAAGGGGCAGCUUUCAAGGACUCCAUCAGUGGCUUCGAAUGCUUACAAGCGGUCUGAUCUGAGACUGUUGCUCGGUGUUUUGGGUGCUCCUCUCUCCCCUGUGCAAGUUAGCACCAAUGACCCUUUGCCUCACCUCUGCAUCAAGGACACUCCCAUUGAAAGUUCAUCUGCUCAGUACAUAUUACAGCAAUAUACUGCUGCAUCAGGAGGGCAAAAGUUGCAGAACUCCAUUCGGAAUGCAUAUGCCAUGGGAAAGGUGAAGAUGUUGGCUUCUGAGUUUGAAACUGCAUCGAAGGUAGUGAAGAAUCGGAAUGUGGCAAGAGAUGCCGAGUCAGGUGGAUUUGUCCUCUGGCAGAUGAAUCCAGACAUGUGGUAUGUUGAGCUUGCUGUGGGGGGGAGCAAGGUUCGCGCAGGCUGCAAUGGUAAGCUUGUCUGGAGGCACACCCCUUGGCUUGGUGCCCGUACUGCAAAAGGCCCGGUUAGACCUUUACGCCGUGCCCUUCAGGGUCUUGACCCCAGAACCACCGCUAGUAUGUUUGCCGAUGCAAGAUGUAUUGGAGAGAAAAAGAUCAAUGGCGAGGAUUGCUUUAUCCUAAAGCUCUGUGCUGACCCUCUAACCUUGAAGGCAAGAAGUGAGGGCCCAGCGGAGAUCAUAAGGCAUGUUUUGUUUGGUUACUUUAGCCAGAAGACAGGUCUUCUUGUUCACAUGGAGGAUUCUCAUCUUACCCGCAUCCAAUCCAAUGGUGGCGAUGCAGUCUAUUGGGAAACCACAAUCAAUUCGUUCCUUGACGAUUACAGGCCUGUUGAAGGGAUCAUGAUUGCUCAUUCUGGGCAUUCUGUGGUCACCCUUUUUAGAUUUGGAGAGAUGGCAAUGAGCCAUACCAAAACAAGGAUGGAAGAAGCUUGGACAAUUGAAGAGGUCGCGUUCAAUGUUCCGGGCUUGUCUGUAGACUGUUUCAUCCCUCCAGCUGACUUGAGAGCUGAUUCGAUCAGCGAAGCCUGUGAACUACCUCAUGAUGAAAGGGGAAAGAGCACAAUUGCCAUUGCAACCCAUCGGGCCAAGGUUGCAGCUCUGGAGAAGCCGCAUGACAGCAACACUGACAGCAUGGUUUGGAAGAUGGAAGUCUAACAAUUGGUAGAAAAAAAAAAUUAGGGCAAUUGUUUAUACAGUACGUAGGUGUUAAUUGACUGACACAUCAGAAAUGAAAAUGUAGGAGUUAGAUUCAUUGAGGAAUUUUAUAAUAUAAGUCAGGGUAUGCCUCUUAUCAAUCUGUAAAUAGAGCAUAAUCAUUCUCAGGUUCUACCUUGCCUGGAUGAAUCUUUAUACUCUCAAUGCAGAAUCCAACUAUGGAGUUGGAGCUCGGUUUUCCCAGUAAUGGAUUAGUGGAUGAUGGAGCAGUGGAGGUUUGUUUUUAUUUUACCUUCCAUGCAUGGAGGAAGGUGGUGAAGCUUUGGUACAGCAGAACCAUUUACCUUAUUUGAUCCUACUCAAUUCUUUUGCUUAAAUGUAUACAGCAGUAGCAUCGACAUGAAGAAUGCUGCUGCUACAUGGAUUGAAGCUAUUGUCUUUAGUUCUCUAAUUCUAAUGUGUUUUUAUUUGUGUUAAUUUUGGUGUGGUUUUCUGGUUGAUGUAAAAAGAAAGUUGUGUCUAUGAGAUAUUAAAUGCUUAUGGAUGUAGAGAAAGAGUAGAGCAUCUUGCCCUCAUCUGUUUCAUUUUUAUAUUUGUGAAUUGUACAUUUACAUCUCCUUGAAUGGUGAAUAUACAAUCCAGGACCUGUCUGCUC